Molecule: messenger RNA, 1502 nt
Organism: Poecilia reticulata (guppy)
Lineage: Eukaryota; Metazoa; Chordata; Actinopteri; Cyprinodontiformes; Poeciliidae
Source: RefSeq, a predicted model, not a curated record
UAUGUACGAGUGUCUGCAGACACUGAAGCUACAGUGCUCUACCAGUUACUCACUGAACAGUGGGGACUUUCACCUCCAAAUCUGCUCAUAUCAGUGACUGGAGGAGCCAAUAACUUCUACCUCAAGUCCCACCUGAAGAAGGUUUUCUAUAGAGGACUGAUGAAAAUUGCCCAGACUACAGGUGCAUGGAUCAUUACUGGUGGUACCAAUGUGGGUGUGAUGCGACAUGUGGGACAGGCUGUUAAGGACUUUGCCCUGAGUAACACCAAGCAGAAGGAAAUAGCGGCUAUUGGAGUGGCACCAUGGGGAGCAAUUCACAACAGGGAGAAAUUAGUAAAUGAAGAAGGUUGCUUCCCAGCUCGUUAUGUGAUUGACACAGAAGGUCAGGAUGGUCUGACCUGUCUGGAUGACAAUCAUACCCACUUCUUGCUGGUUGAUGAUGGAACCUACGAACAUUAUGGCAUGGAGAUCGAGCUGCGUGCAGAACUAGAGAAAUACAUCUCAGGCAAAAAUCUUGGAAACAAAGAUAAUAACAUCAAGAUCUCAGUGGUUUGUGUGGUAUUGAACGGAGGACUUAGCGCACUCAAUACCAUCUACAACGCCGUUAAUAAGGGCACACCAUGUGUGAUCUUGCAGGGUUCUGGGAGGUUAGCAGAUGUCAUUGCUCAUGUGUCUGGACAGCAGAACAGUACUGUCCAGAUCGACAAGCUCAUCGAAAACCAGUUGGAAAAGUGUUUUGGUCAAGAGUACAAAAGUUCAACUUUCAAGUCCCAGGAAAAAGAGUACACAGAAAAGAUUCAGGAGAUCAUCAAGAAGCGUGAAUUACUGACAAUAUUCAGAGCAAGGAAAGAUGGCCAAGGGAAUUUGGAUGUGGCAAUCCUUGACGCUCUUUUCAAAGCUUCAAAGACUGGUGAAUCACAAGAAGAGUCCUGGAAGAAGCAGCUAGAGCUGGCUAUUGACUGGAACAGAGCCGACUCAGCUGAGACUGAGAUUUUCACUGAGGAAAGCGUGUGGAAGUCCAGUGACCUCCACUACUUCAUGAAAUUAGCCCUGACUGGCAACAAGCCUGAUUUUGUUAGUCUGCUCCUGGAGAACGGUCUGAUUCUGAAGGACUUCCUGAAAGAUGACGGCACCCUUUGUGAGCUCUACCAAAAGCUGCCCAAAAGCUGCUUCUUCUUGUACAAGUUGGUCAAAAGGGUGGAACCUGACAAAAUAAGGAAACAGGAACUUCACAAGGAUGAUCUUCAUAGCAUACAAGAAAAGAUCCGCCUGAUUCAUGUCUCAGAUGAAGUGCGCCACCUGCUGGGAAAAUUCACACAGCACAUCUAUCCUCAAAACACUAUGAAUGCACCACAUGAACAGAAUCCACCGCAUGAACACUUCAUUGUGCGCAUAAAAGAACUAUUUUCUGCAAGACCCUUGGAGCUAUAUAGCCUACCUCAUACCAUGAGAGACACRAAUAAGCACGACAUGCYGGCUCAGACGUCGCCCGGUCAAACAAG